AUGCCUGCCCAUGAUGAUUUUGAGUCAGACAAGGACCUUCCUCUCGAGUCAGGUGGAAGCUUGUGGACAAUCGGCACAUUUGCUAGGAAGUCCGAGGCAUGUCAAUGUGAUACAGAGUCGUGGACAACCAAGUUCGAAGAAGACUUGCAAUACACAAGUCGGGUUACUUUCCAACCUCAUUCUUAUUACGGUGGACCACCGUCAAACAAGACAGAUGAGAUAUGGAAGCGACUCUCUCCUCCUGGUGAUGGCAUCGUGGAACUUCCAAUUGCAGCGGCAAAGAACCUUCCAGAGUCCCUGCCCGCCCCAAAUAAUCCUGAAACUGCGUUGAUCUACGGUGUGUCGGUCUUUCACCAGUUACACUGCCUGAACUUCUUACGAUUUGCCUAUUACCCUUCAUCUCUGAAAGACAUGGACGAGGAAGAAGUCGUCUUCCACCGGGAUCACUGCCUUGACUACAUCCGACAAGUUCUUAUGUGCCAUGCAGAUCCUACGUUCGAGCCAAUGAGCGAAGUGGGAAUCAAUGGAAUGGGAGCUACCCAUCAGUGUCGUGAUUUCAAUAAGAUCUUUUCUUGGGCGUAUGAUCAUCGCUCAAAUAAAGUACGUGGGUCGGGAUAUACCGGCGGAAGACUUACGCAUACGCCUGCGGACCUGAAUCAUUUCGAUGAGGGGCCACAUGCUGGACAUGGCCAUUGA
Molecule: messenger RNA, 696 nt
Organism: Penicillium crustosum
Lineage: Eukaryota; Fungi; Ascomycota; Eurotiomycetes; Eurotiales; Aspergillaceae
Product: oxidase ustYa family protein
Exons: 5
Coding region: 1-696 (231 amino acids)
Biological process (GO): mycotoxin biosynthetic process
Source: RefSeq, a predicted model, not a curated record